This is a messenger RNA of Ruditapes philippinarum (Manila clam), 2270 nucleotides long. RefSeq lists its product as uncharacterized. The record is from RefSeq and is a predicted model, not a curated record. Bases 519 to 1313 code for a protein of 264 amino acids. Lineage: Eukaryota; Metazoa; Mollusca; Bivalvia; Venerida; Veneridae. The transcript is spliced from 2 exons.
UAGUAUUAUCUGAGGUAAGAUCAUAUUUCAAUUGAAUAAAAGGUAUGUGAUGUGUUUUCAGAAUAAAAUCAAUUGCUCUGUAUCAUAAAACAAACAUUGAAAAUGAGAAUUUAGCAAAGCAAAACAUGCAAAAAAGAAUAGCAAACUUGUUUUGAUUGGGGCUGCUAACGAGUUGUUCCCAGAAAAUGCAACCCCAAUUUGGCAGCCAGCUCCCGUCAAUAUCCAUUUAUUGUCGGUGAAUAUAUAUAACAAUUAAACUUAAGCUAUAGGUGUAGCUUUUGGCAACUCUUUAUCUAUCUCUAUCAUAAAGAUUAAUGUUUAUACAAUUAAAGAAAAAUAUUAUUAUUAUUAUUAUUAUUAUUAUUAUUAUUAUUAUUUAAAGAAAACCAGAUUCUGGGUUCUAUAUGCUUUGUUUGUUUUGUUUUUUCAGACAUAGUGUGUAAAAUCAUGUAAAAUCUUUGGCAAGACAAGCAGAUCUAAAAGCGUUUGCCUUCUACAUUCAUGUUCAUGGGCACAACAUGAUGGAUGACCAAGAGAACAGCAGACGUUUGAGAUCAGAAGAGAACUUUAAUAUAAAAUCUGACUGCUUAUUCUGCACAAAUUAUGCUAAAUCAAACAAAAAGAAAAGGGGUGGUGAUGUGUGGGAUGUUAAAACUUUAGAUUUUCAAGAUACAAUUAUUCGGAAAUGUAAAGAGAGAAAUGACUUGUGGGGUAUUGCUGUGCUUGGGCGAAUAGAACACAUUAUUAUAUAUGGUUUAAGCAAAGAAGCAGUACUGAAGCUUUUCAGAACCAGUUCCGAAUUUAGACCUGUUAUUGAGAUAUUCAAUGGAGCGGAGCCAGAUAAAAACGAGAUUUCAACUCGUGGUGAGCAGGCAUUGAUUCUUCUCAACAAUGGUAUUCCUUUAGAAGGGCUUGAUAUCCUGAGGUUCCGUAAGUUUACACAAAAGGUAUGCACAAGCAAAACAUCCGUCCAAGUAGAGACAUUACCACCGACCACGGCUGCAUUUUUGUAUCACACACUGCGUACAUAUCUUCAGACUCAGAUAUGGCUUGGAAAUAAUGAACUAAAUCCUGUAGACUGGGGAUGGGAAGUAACUAACAACAAACUAUAUCCAAUAAGGACACAUCUUCUGCCAGCUCCGGAACCUCUACUCAAAGUUGUACGAUGUAAUUGUAGACAGAACUGUGAUUCAAAACGGUGUACGUGUAGGAAACAUGGAUUAGAUUGUUCACAAGGUUGUGGGGCCUGUCGGGGGACCUGCUCGAACUCUUCCGCCCUUAAUGAGAAUGACGAUGAUGUGUCUGAAAACUGAAUAACUGUGAUGGUCAAAGACCGAAAACCUUGUAUUAGUAUUCAUUUGCAUUGUAAGAGGAUUAAGAACAUUGUUAGAAAUCUUUAACUCAUAUGUACGUUGUAAUGGAUUACCGUAUACACAUCAGUUUUGGUUAACUUAUGUUUUUAUUUAACAACCAAACUUGUAUUUUCUUGUAUACUAUAUAAAUACAGUAUAUAUUUGUAUGAGACUGUAUUUCUAUAAAGCUCAAGUAAAACAAAAAUGUGGUGUGUUUAUAUUAUUGUUUUAUGUAAUUCAAUUGCAUUCUAGUAAUUUAUAAGCAUACAAGUGCUUAUUUAAUAUAUUUAUUUUGUAGCUGUAGUUGAAAUAUUUAAGUCUCACUAAUAAUGAUAAAUCUACUCAUAUGUAUGUUAUAAUGCUAUCGUAUUUCAUAACGAAUCAAUUUCGUUACAUACCUACCAAAUCCUGGUUUUGUAAAAAUAACAGUUUCUGUAUUGACCACGUUCAUUUAUAGUCCAUAUACCUUGAUUGUGUAAUAGCCUUUUGACAAACAAAAUGUAACUAAUUUGAAUUGUAGCUUUAAUUUUAGCGACCAAAAUUAUCUAUAUAAUUGACGGUUAUUUGCAGAUAUAUAUGUAUAUGAAUUUCAUUUGAUAUAAAAUCAAAAUGAAGCUUUAAAAAUAAAAUGAACUUUGAAAUCAAUUGGGAACAAGUCUAAAGGAUAUAUAUUUUGUGUACAAUAGAGAUUUUAAUAAUUUAUGUCAUUUUGUAUUUUAAUUAUUGUAAUAUUUCUUUUUGAAAUAGGUGGAGUAAACUAUCUACCCUUUUGUCAUGAAUGUAGUAAAAUGGUUGAAAGUUAGUUUCUUUAUUGUUUAUUAUUACUUUCAAAGAAUAACACUUAGAUACAUCAACUGAAUGAUAUGUUUCAAUGAGUAUCUUAAAAGUAAAAACUUGAGAACGUGUUGUCUUUGCUGA